Molecule: messenger RNA, 1182 nt
Organism: Rhopilema esculentum
Lineage: Eukaryota; Metazoa; Cnidaria; Scyphozoa; Rhizostomeae; Rhizostomatidae
Source: RefSeq, a predicted model, not a curated record
AUGACAACCUUAAAAAAUCUUCAAGCCAUAAAGUCAGAUUUAGUGAGAAUAGAUGAGAAGUGGGAAACAUGGGAAAUGCAUGAUCUAAUUGAGAAUAUUCAUGCAUGGCUGAGAAGAAACAAACCAGAUGACACAGGCAGGGAGACAGAAAAAAGAGAAAGGCACUGGUAUGCUGGAGAUUCAAACAGAGAAAAGAGAAAGCCAAAGUGCAUUUAUUGUGAUGCAGAGCACUGGUCAGACAAGUGUGACAAAUAUGAAACAACAGAGAAAAGAAAAAAACAUUCUAGAGAUAACAAGUUGUGCUUUAAUUGUGGGAAGAAAGGACACAGAGGAAACAAGUGUUUUAGCAGAGGAUGUUACUACUGCAAAGCAAAACAUCAUAGCAGCUUAUGUGAAAAAGAAGAAAAGAAAGGUUCUGUGCUUACAGGCUACUCUCCAUCUCCAGAAGAGACAGUGCCACCAAUUAUACCUGUUGCAUCAAAUGAUGAGACAUUAUGGGCAUUUUUAGACACUGGGUCAGGGAGAAACUUUAUUUCAACUGAUGCCAUCAAGAUGCUUAAAUUGAAGCCAAUCAGACAUGAAACAAAGAAUAUCAUGACUGUCAAUGGAACAAAGAAGCAAGCACUGCCAAUAUACAAAGUAGUUGUGAAGUCAGUUGACAACAAAGCAUCAGAGGAGAUAGAAGUCACAGGAACAAACCUAAGAGAUUUCACAACAAUAACAAGGCCUGAUUUGAAGGAGCUAAAAACUAUGUAUAAACACACAAGAGACAAAGCAUAUUUCAUGACAUCCUCAAGGAAGUACACAAUUCAUAUAAUUCUUGGAGACAAAUUCUACUCCAAAAUUAAAACAGAAGAUAUUUUCAAAGGCAAACCAGAAGACCCAAUAGUUGAAGGGACAACUUUUGGUUGGGUGAUUCAUGGAGGAGAAUUUUCAGACAAUCAAUGUAUGUUUACCAGAGAAACCAGUGACUAUGAAAGGCUUUACAGUUUAGAUGUUUUAGGGGUGGAAGAUAGAGGUGAAAAUGAUCAGCUUGAUGUGAUGAAAGAAUUUCAUGAAAAUAUUUGCAGAAAAGAGGACGGCAGAUAUGAAGUAAAUGUACCAUGGGUACCUGGGACCAAAUUAACCAAAACAAAUGAACUUCAAAGCAAAAGGAGACUGCAAAAUCUGGAGAGAAAAUAA